Messenger RNA from Pecten maximus, 8372 nucleotides. Its product is annotated as plexin-A4-like. The transcript is spliced from 34 exons. The coding region runs from base 179 to 6040 and encodes 1953 amino acids. NCBI's taxonomy places the organism in Eukaryota, Metazoa, Mollusca, Bivalvia, Pectinida, Pectinidae. Gene Ontology annotation, biological process: negative regulation of cell adhesion; regulation of cell migration; semaphorin-plexin signaling pathway involved in axon guidance. The record is from RefSeq and is a predicted model, not a curated record. Gene Ontology annotation, cellular component: semaphorin receptor complex. Gene Ontology annotation, molecular function: protein binding; semaphorin receptor activity.
UCCUACAGUACACUGUGUAUAGUUGGAUUUUAGAGACGAGGGUCGUUAUACGUUAAAAGUUUGGUGAUGUAUGUUUACCUUCGUUUUCAGUUAUUUGGAAUACUAUUUUAAUUAAGGUUUUGAUGGACUAGAUGUGUGCACUGGUGUCGAGUAGAUGUUGUGAAGACGUGUAGUCAGGAUGAGUAACUCAUCCAACAUGAUCAAGAUUACAAACUUUUGUUACUUUCUGCUAGUGCUACAUGGUUUAUCAUCUGUGGCUGUAUGUAAGCAGACAAACUAUAUAGUAACAACGUUCCCUAACCCACGUCCUCAGGAAACCUUUAUCAACAUGGUGCGAGACGUUGGUAGUGGAAAGCUCUUCGUCGCUGCAGUCAACAAUAUGUACAAGUUUUCCUCCGAUUUAAUAUUAGAGCAAGAAUCCGUAACCGGCCCGAAGAAGGAUAAUCCGGAUUGUGUGCCGCCAACAACAGGCUCCUUCCAUUGUAGAUUUGAACUAACUCUAAGGGAGAAUUACAACAAAGCAUUAGUUAUCAUGGAUAGCUCAAUCGAAACUGAAAAGCGACUUAUAUCCUGUUCUACUCUUUUUCACGGAUACUGUGAGAAGCGAUGGCUGUCCAAUAUUAGUCGGAUGGAUGACAUAGUUUACAAACCAGUGGUGGCAAACAAUCGUACAGCUACAACAGUAGUGUUCAUCGGCCCUGGACCCACCAAGAACAACAUGAUGUCCAAUGCUGUGUAUGUAGGAGCAUCAUGGACCAACACCGGCCAGAGUGGGGUACGCGACUUGGUCAAGGCUUUUAGCAGGCGGCGUCUGGACAAUUUCAGAUUGAGUUGGGAUACUAUUCAGGGCCAAUCUGGUAAAGCUAUAGAGCAGCUUCAUCGUCAGUCCUUCCCUAUCUAUUACAUAUAUGGCGUUUCCACCGACGUGUUUAGCUAUGUUGUCACUGUCCAAAAAUCUAGCACUGCAUCCAAGGCCCAGUUUAUAUCCAAGCUGAUUCGUGUUUGUAAUGAAGAUGAAAAAUUCCGUUCGUAUACGGAAGUGGAGUUACAGUGUAAUCACAAUGGUGUAACUUACAAUCUUGCACAAGCCAUGUACCUAUUUAAACCUGGGACAGUCCUGGCUGAGGCCCUGGAGGUCAACUUGACGGAAGAUGUGCUGAUUGGCGUGUUUUCCAGGGGUUCCCCAUACCAAGCCACGUCUAACGUCAGAGAGUCUGCCUUGUGUAUAUUUCCUAUGAAGGAAGUCCGCAGAAUGUUCACCGAAAAUAUACGCAAGUGUUUCAAUGGCACUGGGAUGACUGGACCAGAUUAUAUUGUUAAACCAAUCAAGUGCUCAAGUUCGCCUUACCUCAAAGAUAUAGACGAUGGUUACUGUGGAACACAGGAUUUCAACACGCCAAUUAACGGCCAGGAUCCAAUCACGGCCAAUGCUGCCCUUGUCAUCAAUAAGUCAAUAACUACUAUCAUCGCGACAACUACCCACAGAUACACGGUCGCCUUCCUGGGUACCCAAGAUGGUCAUGUAAUGAAGGUCUCCAUAUCAGCACAAGAAGUUGCUGAGGCAUACGAAGAGGUGGUGAUCGAGGAGGGAAACUCUAUCAGAAAGAACAUGUACUUUGACACUGACCAGCGCCACCUAUACGCCUUCACCGACACAAUGAUCUACAAGAUGGUAGUAAAGGACUGCAGCCAGUACAAGACAUGUGAUACCUGUCUGGGUAGGAGGGAUCCCUACUGUGGCUGGUGUUCUCUGGAGGACAAGUGCAGUGUCGUGUCCGAGUGUAAGAACCAUGACCAUGACCUCCACUGGCUGGAGUACAGUGAUCAGACCUGUCCAAACAUUUCCCAGGUGUUCCCAGACAAGAUCCAGAGAGACUACUCCAAAACAACCAGAUUGACUUUGAGCAUUUCAAACCUUCCAAUGUUCAAUGGAAAUUUUAAGUGUGCCUUUAUCAGAGGGAAUGCCAGAUUGAUGACACCUGCCAACCUGACCCAUACCACCAAAGUGAUCACCUGUAACACUCCACCCUCCAACAGGAUACCUCAAUUCCCACCUGGAGCAGAUCAUGUGGUGAUGCAGUUGUCCGUCCUGAUGAAUAAUACAGAAUUUGUGUCCACCAAUUUUACCAUUUUUGACUGUGAAGUCCAUACAAAAGAUGCGUGUUACAAAUGUACUGCCAGUAAUUUCAACUGCACCUGGUGUAUUCAGAACCACAUCUGUACCAACACACCUCUGGAGGACUGCAGCACCAAUGAUAAAUUUAUCUCCGGCUCCAAGAGCGAGGGGUUGACACUACCAAACGAACCAGGACCAAACUACUGUCCAACCUUCAUCUCUAAGCAGGUUCCUCUUACUGAGGACAUUCCCAAGAUCUUAGUGCCUUCUGGUACCUCCAAAAAAGUCUAUCUCAUCGGCAAGAACAUCAAGGACUUUCAGAGGCCACUUCACUGUGUGUUCAGCCUAGGAGGGGAGGAACAGCGAGUGUUAGCCAUGGUAACAGAUCUGACCACUGGGAUCAAGGUUAUCGAGUGUACCAACUUUUAUUUCUAUUACCCUGACAACGUGAGCUACCUCAAUGUUCCACUGAAGGUUGAGUGGGGAGCCAGUCAUAAACCUCUGGACAACCCUAGUCACCUCCAAAUUAAGAUGUAUAAGUGCGAGAAGAUGGCUGGUUCGUGUGGGGAGUGCCUGGUGAUGGACUCUGGCUAUAACUGUGGUUGGUGUGACAGUGACAAGGCUAGCAAUAAAGUCUGCAGCAUACAGAAGAACUGUCCAGUAGUCAACAACUGGCUAUCUUCCAUGGCAACCUGUCCAAAUCCAAAGAUCCUCAAGAUCCGUCCUCUGACUGGUCCGAAGGCCGGAGGAACAGAGCUGACCAUAGACGGUCUGGACUUGGGCAAGACUUUUGAUGAUAUUGUCAGUAAUGUGGAUGUGUUUGGGAUACAGUGUCUGCCAAUCCGUGACAAGUAUAUCCCAGCUGUGAGGAUAGUAUGUCGGACAGAUAUAUUUCACAACAAAGACAGAAUAACUGGUCCAGUCCGUGUGACAGUCAACAGUAUGUACCCAUCUGAGUCCAAGGAGCACUUUACUUAUGUGGACCCUGUGAUUGAGAGUAUCCAACCCAGUCAUGGUCCUCAGGCCGGUGGUACCCGUGUCACCAUCAAUGGACAGUACAUGAACGCUGGUACCAACAUCACCGCAUACAUAGGGGGACGGAUCUGUUCAUCACAUAGAGAGAGUAAAUCAACCAACCAGUUUGUGUGUGUUACCCCACGUUCCUUAGAGGUCACACGUGCUGCAAAGGUCAAAAUGUGGUUUGACAAACAGCUCGUUACAAGUGAUCAGUUCUUCAACUAUGUAGAAAAUCCAAUCAUCGAGGAUGUCAACCCCAAGAAGUCGAUCAGGAGUGGUGGUGUCACAAUUACAGUGACAGGUCAAAAUCUUAAUUCUGUCAAAAAUCCCAAGAUGGUUAUCCUCACAGACAUGGCCACUUUUGAAGGGGACUGUAACCCUGGCAAUGCAGAGAUGUUUACCUGUUUAUCUCCAAUGAUCGACCCCCAAAUAUUCAGCAGUCGCAGACGUCGUGAUGUCUCACUACCAUCAGCGCGCACAUUUCACUACGGAUUCCGUAUGGAUAAUGUCACAGACAUGCUCAACUUGACAAAAUAUGAUGAAAAACAGUUUAAAUCAUUUAGUAUAUAUCCUGAUCCUACGUUUGAACCAUUCCCUGGCAACAAGAUCAAGUCAUUCCAAAAGAAGAACAAUGAGUACUUAACCAUCAGUGGCCAGUAUCUCAGUAGUGGCAUUCGUCAGAGUGAUGUGAUGGUGAAGAUCGGACGAGGAUACUGUAACGUGACAUCAGUUGGGAACCAAUUGACCUGCCAACCCCCGAAAUCACAGCCUCAGUCUGACAAGGGAAAUCGUUACCCGGAAGUAGAAAUCUACAUCGGACACAAUCUGACUAUUUUCAUUGGCUACCUGAAGUAUGAGGAGGCUAAGUUUCCCCUGCCCCUGGAGUACAUCAUCCUGAUAUCAGCUGGUGGAGGAGUCCUCCUCAUCUCCAUCAUAGUGGUCAUCAUCAUGUACCGCUUCAAGUCCAAGAAGAAUGACAGUAUGAUGAAGAAGAUGCAGAUACAGAUGGACAACCUGGAGGCCAAGGUCGCCAAAGAGUGUAAAGAAGCAUUUGCGGAGCUGCAGACGGACAUGACAGAGCUGACGUCUGACCUUUACGGCCAGGUAGCCAUUCCAUUCUGGGAUUACAGAACCUACUGCAUGAGGGUACUGUUCCCCAAGCAGGACGCGCUUGACCAGGAUGUUGACCACCCAGUAAUCCGAGACCUUGAGGUUGACUAUGCCAGAAGAGAGAGUGUGGAGAGAGGACUUAAGCAGUUCGCACAGAUGCUCAACAAUAAGACGUUUCUGCUUAUCUUUGUUCGAACCCUUGAGGGACACAAACACUUCACGAUGCGAGACCGUGUCAAUGUUGCUUCUCUCAUCUCUGUUGCUCUACAGACCAAGAUGGAGUAUGCCACUGAUAUACUGAAGACCCUGCUUGCAGAACUGAUCGAAAAAUCUGUUGAAGGCAAAAACCACCCCAAAUUGUUGUUAAGAAGAACUGAAUCAGUAGCUGAGAAGAUGCUCACCAAUUGGUUCACUUUCCUACUGUAUAAGUUCCUAAGGGAAUGUGCAGGAGAACCGUUGUUUAUGCUGUAUCAGGCCAUGAAACAACAGGUGUCAAAGGGACCAGUAGAUAAUGUUACCAGUGAGGCCAGAUACUCUCUCAGUGAGGAUAAGCUCAUCAGGCAACAGAUCGAAUACAAACAAAUGACUGUGUAUGUACAGGACAUGGAACAGUUUGGUCAGCAGCCUCACCCAGUCAAGGUACUGGACUGUGAUACCAUAGCUCAAGUGAAGGAAAAGAUACUAGACGCCAUCUACAAAAACGCUCCAUUCAGUAGUCGGCCUAUAAAGGACGACGUAGAUUUAGUGUUAUUUGAUAAAUCCUCUCCAGAAUGGAACAGCGGGAUUAAGGGGCGUCUAAUUUUACAAGAUGAUGAUGUGUCAACGAAGAUAGAAGGAGAAUAUAAACGCCUCAAUUCCUGCAGCCACUACAAGGUACCUGAUGGUGCAUUCAUGACAUUGGUGCCAAAACAGCCACAGUCCUACUAUAACCUCUCCAUGAACUCAAAUGAUAAAUCUGGGUCCAAGCUGUACAGUGAUCUCAUUUACUCCAGGAGUCCAUCCCUAAACAGAACUCCACAAGGCUUCCAUGCAGACACGGAUGGGAGCGGGUACAAGUACUAUCACCUCGUCAAACAACAUGAUGCAGAGACCCUGAAAGAGGGUGACCGUGGCAGUAAGAUGGUGUCUGAAAUCUAUCUCACCAGACUUCUUGCCACUAAGGGUACCCUUCAACAGUUCGUGGACGACCUGUUUGAGAGGAUAUUCAGUACUAACCAUCGAUGUACUGCCCUUCCUCUUGCCAUUAAAUACAUGUUUGACUUCCUAGACGACCAAGCCCUACAACAUGGUAUACAGGACAUCGAGGUUGUGCACACAUGGAAAUCCAAUAGUCUUCCACUGAGGUUCUGGGUUAACGUGAUAAAGAACCCUAACUUCGUGUUUGAUAUCUAUAAGUCGCCCAUAGUGGAUUCCUGUCUGUCCGUGGUGGCCCAGACAUUCAUGGACAGUUGCUCUAUGUCGGAGCACCGUUUGGGUAAGGACUCGCCGUCCAGCAAACUCCUCUAUGCCAAGGACAUCCCUAAGUAUAAAAAGUGGGUGGAAAGGUACUACCAGGACAUCAAGAUGAUGCCCGCCAUCAGUGACCAGGACAUGACCGCCAUGAUGACCGAUGAAUCCAGGUGUCAUCAUGAUGAGUUUAACACCAACGCAGCCCUCCUCGAGUUAUAUAAAUAUGUACAGAAAUACAAUGAAGAGUUGUGGCAGGCUCUUGAAGAAGAUGAAUUUGCCAAAAAGAACCGCCUGACAUACAAACUUGAGCAGGUCCGAAUGACGAUGGAGGCAGAAGUAUACUGCUGAUACACAUAUCACACUCACAAAGGAGCUUUAAUUUCAUCAUUUAUUACUAUGCAUACUUGGCUUUAAUGCAAACAUUGGUUAGAUGGAGAUCUGACUCUUGUGUUUAGUUUGUUUUGAAGUGCUGCUACUGCUGAUGGUAUAUACCUCUUCAGGUCAAGUUUUCAAGUUUUUUUCCGUCAUUGCACGUCAAGUGCUGUGAAAUAUAUGUUUUUCUAUUCCUCGUCAAUACUUCAGUAAAAGUGAGUGCCAUGUAUCUAGAGGACAUAUACAAGUCAGUGCAUGUGUCUAUGUAGGUGUCUGUAUGUGGCCCCUACAGCCUGACUUGUUCCCUAACAUCCACACUAGACGAAUCUCUGUAUACUGUCCAGAUGUCUGGUACUCGACCAGCUUAUUUCCACAUCUACAUGUAUGUUCAGGACUUGGAAGUUGAUAGGUGAAGUGGCGUUUUUUUUUUUUUUUUUGUGAUAAACUUUGGACUGUCAGAUUGUCCUACUGAUGUGACCAAGAAACAGAUGGACAAACAUCCGUAUGUAUUUGUAUUAUCUGACCUGUUCUGAACAGUGGUUCUGGUUCACAGCAUUGACCCUGGUUCAAAGAACAGAGGAUCUGGUUCAGAAAUGGAGCUGACAGCACAUCCAUGUGUUCACCAACCUACAUAUAAACCUGGUGUAACAAACCAGAUGUCUUUGUAUGUCAUUUUUAUGUGUUUAAUAUAUAUGACUAUUUUUAAGUAUAAAAUUAUCUACUUGUACGUACAUAAUUCAGCUGAUUACAUAUUUUCAUACUUCACCUAGCUGUAGACAGGGAUAACAAGUCAUUUUUCAACUUUAGCCAGAAUUUUGAUAUUUCAUAUUGGAAAAACUAAUAUUUUCUAAAGUUUUCAUAAAUCUAAAAGUUGGUUGUAAACAUAUUUCUUUCAAUUAUGGACUGUUUUGAAUUUUUUUUUGAAAAGGAAUAAUACUUUAAAGAUAUAUAUCAACAUUCACUGUUAUUUUUGAAAAUAUAGAACCGACAUUGACUGUAAUUUUAAAAACCGUAAACAUUUAGCAUAUUUUCAUCGUCAUACUUUGUAUCAAUAUAGCACACCGGCUCAUGUAAAUAUUAAUAUUGCAUUGAUAAUUAGGGCUAUACAUAAUAGGAGAAUUUAGUAGAUAUAGGUUUCUUUGUGCCAAAAAAUAUCAUUAUUCAUACAACCCUCUGCUAACACAUUUCAAACUGAAGAUAUCGUACUUGCCAUAGACUCUAUGCAGACAUGUUAAUCAGCAUGUAUGCUGUCAUUGGUGGUCUUAGAUAUUUUUAAAGUCUGGCCUAGAUUUUAACAAACAACAAGCUUUUAUCAUCUCAAAAUGUGUCCGCCAAAAUGUUAAAAUGUCCAGUAACAUAAGUCUGCUGGGUAAGGUUUGACAUAUACCCAGAUAUUACACCCCUAGAUAACCCACAAGACAUAUACCCAGAUAUUACACCCCUAGAUAACCCACAAGACAUAUACCCAGUUAUUACACCCCUAGAUAACCCACAAGACAUAUACCCAGAUAUAACACCCUUAGAUAACCCAUCAGACAUAUACCCAGAUAUUUACACCCUUAGAUUACCCACCAGACAUAUACCAGAUAUUACACCCCUAGAUAACCCACAAGACAUAUACCCAGAUAUAACACCCUUAGAUAACCCAUCAGACAUAUACCCAGAUAUUACACCCUGUAUUACCCACCAGACAUAUACCAGAUAUUACACCCUUAGAUUACCCACCAGACAUAUACCCAGAUAUUACACCCUUAGAUAACCCAACAGACAUAUACCAGAUAUUACACCCUGUAUUACCCACCAGACAUAUACCAGAUAUUACACCCUGUAUUACCCACCAGACAUAUACCAGAUAUUACACCCUGUAUUACCCACCAGACAUAUACCCAGAUAUUACACCCUGUAUUACCCACCAGACAUAUACCCAGAUAUUACACCCUGUAUUACCCACCAGACAUAUACCCAGAUAUUACACCCUGUAUUACCCACCAGACAUAUACCAGAUAUUACACCCUGUAUUACCCACCAGACAUAUACCCAGAUAUUACACCCUUAGAUAACCCACCAGACAUAUACCAGAUAUUACACCCUUAGAUAACCCACAAGACAUAUACCCAGAUAUUACACCCUUAGAUAACCCACCAGACAUAUACCCAGAUAUUACACCCUUAGAUAACCCACCAGACAUAUACCCAGAUAUUACACCCUUAGAUAACCCACCAGACAUAUACCCAGAUAUUACACCCUUAGAUAACCCACCAGACAUAUACCAGAUAUUACACCCUUAGAUAACCCACCAGACAUAUAC